Molecule: messenger RNA, 1202 nt
Organism: Chara braunii
Lineage: Eukaryota; Viridiplantae; Streptophyta; Charophyceae; Charales; Characeae
Source: the annotation of a GenBank genome assembly
GAGAAGAAGAUGGGGAAGAAGAUGGGGAAGAAGAUGGGGAAGAAGAAGAAGAAGAAGAAGAAGAAGAAGAAGAAGAAGAAGAAGAAGAAGAAGAAGAACAGGGAGAGGGAGAAGAGGAAGAUGAAGAAGAAGAAGAAGACGACGACGAAGAAGAAGAAGAAGAAGAAGAAGAAGAAGAAGAAGAAGAAGAAGAAGAAGAAGAAGAAGAAGAGGAGGGGGAGGCGGCGGCGGAGGAGGAGGAGGACGAGAAGGAGAAGGAAAAAGAACAGAAGGAAGAGGAAGGAGGAGAAGAAGAAGAAGAAGAGGAGGAGGAGGAGGAGGAGGAGGAGGAGGAGGAGGAGGAGGAGGAAGACGAAGAUGGCGACGACGAUGACGACGACGAAGAAGAAGAAGAAGAAGAAGAAGAAGAAGAAGAAGAAGGGGAGGGGGAGGCGGCGGAGGAGGAGGAGGAGGACGAGAAGGAGAAGGAAAAAGAGCAGAAGGAAGAGGAAGGAGGAGAAGAAGAAGAAGAGGAGGAGGAGGAGGAGGAGGAGGAGGAGGAAGACGAAGACGACGACGACGAAGAAGAAGAAGAAGAAGAAGAAGAAGAAGAAGAAGAAGAAGAAGAAGAAGAAGAGGAAGAAGGGGAGGGGGAGGCGGCGGAGGAGGAGGAGGACGAGAAGGAGAAGGAAAAAGAGCAGAAGGAAGAGGAAGGAGGAGAAGAAGAAGAAGAAGAAGAGGAGGAGGAGGAGGAGGAGGAGGAGGAGGAGGAAGACGAAGAAGAAGAAGAAGAAGAAGAAGAAGAAGAAGAAGAAGAGGGGGAGGAGGAGGAGGAGUAACAGGAGAAGGAAAGAGAGCAGGAGGAAGAAGAGCAGCAGCAGCAGAAGAAGAAGAAGAAGAAGGAGGAGGAGGAGGAGGAGGGAAGAAGAAGAAGAAGAAGAAGAAGAAGAAGAAGAAGAAGAAGAAGAAAAGAAGAGAAGAGAAGAGAAGAGAAGAGAAGAGAAGAAGAGGAAGANAAGAAGAAGAAGAAAAGAAGAGAAGAGAAGAGAAGAGAAGAGAAGAGAAGAAGAGGAAGAAGAAGAAGAAGAAGAAGUAGAAGAAGAAGAAGAAGCAGAAGCAGAAGAAGCAGAAGAAGAAGAAGAAGAAGAAGAAGAGGCGUGUUACCUCUGGGUGUUUCCAUCAAUCAAAACACCUUGCCUUUGAAAUCAAGGAAUAAGGAAUAU